This is a messenger RNA of Arthroderma uncinatum, 2316 nucleotides long. RefSeq names its product CCCH zinc finger and SMR domain-containing protein. NCBI's taxonomy places the organism in Eukaryota, Fungi, Ascomycota, Eurotiomycetes, Onygenales, Arthrodermataceae. Gene Ontology annotation, biological process: negative regulation of DNA-templated transcription. Bases 1 to 2316 code for a protein of 771 amino acids. The transcript has 3 exons. Gene Ontology annotation, cellular component: nucleus. The record is from RefSeq and is a predicted model, not a curated record. Gene Ontology annotation, molecular function: metal ion binding; RNA binding.
AUGGCCUCAGAGGAGACGUACGAGCUCUGUCUACGGAUAUUAGACAAUGAGGAAGAUGACGAAGAAGAAAAGGUCGAGAAAUUGGAGGCUUUCCUUCGCGAACAGUCGUCCCUGACCGAUACGGCGCUGGAGAACGCGGUUCUCGACAUCCUCUGGCGUCAUCGCAACUCCUCCAUGUCUGACGCCGCACUGCCGCCUGUUCGACACACCGUUAUCCGCCGCUCUUCUCCCGCGCCAUGGCAAAUGGCUCGUUCCUCCACUCCGCUUUCAUCUCCAUCGCAUACCGGGUCGAGCCCCGUGGCCCAGUCUGGCUUCCCGGUGCCUCGCGGGGGCUUUCCUCGCGCGCCUCGAUCCUUGACGGCGUCUCCGUUCACCUCUCCGCGACCAUCACCGCGACUAGGCAAGGUGCUGCCAAUCCCGCAUAGCCCGAAUCUCAAUACAUACUCCUUUUCAGAUCGAGGCCCGGCUCCAGAGAUAUACGGUGAUUUGGGUAGCGAUAACGUUGAUUGGCUGGUCAAUGAGGAUGCGAGGAGCACGGCCUCGUCCACGGGACUGAGUGCUGCUGCUCCAGAAUGGGUUGCGCCUCCGGAUAUGGGGCCAUAUGAUAUUCUGAGGUCGGUCCUGGGUGAGCGCAAGACGAACGAGGAAAUAGAACAAGCACUGGAAACAAACGGAUAUGAUCUAGGUGCAACAAUCGCAUCACUCACCGAGCAGGACCAUCUAGAAACGCCUCUAUCGUCAAGUAACGAAGGCCGCGUGUUAAUCGGGAAGUCUACGGCUAUGGACCCAGCACGACCAAUGACCCCGUCUGGUUCCACGCGCACUCCAGUCGUUUGUAAAUAUUGGCUGUCUACCGGGCAGUGUCUGCGGAUGGACUGUCGGUUCAGUCACGAUUUAACAAGUCAUGUCUGCAAAUACUGGCUUAUGGGGAACUGCCUUGCGGGAGAGUCCUGUCCCUUCUCUCACGAUCCAUCUUCAUUGAUUGGGGGGAUGACAAUCAGCAAUGAUAGUUUAAGCGUUUCCGGAUAUACAGGGAACUCUCAGCAAAAUACAUACCCGCUACAAGACAACUAUGAGGCUUUCCCUCCUCUCCAGCCGCCCUCAACUACAGAUCAAUGGCAGAGUAGCAGUUACCAGAUGCGGAGCCAGAUGCAGUUUAUGGCAGGAAGCCCCCAGAUGCGCCCAGGUUCUUCCUCAAGUAUUAAAAAUAAGAAUGUCUUGAACCAGGCAACGUCACGUUCACACUCCCGACCAACAAGCAAACACCAGAACCGUGAAUCAUCAAACACAUCCGCACCCGCAGUUGACGAUCCAGAAGCAUUCCCAACACUGCAAGCUCUCAACGCCCGACCAGGUAAAAAACAUCAUGGUAAACGAGGUAACCAACAUCGUGAAGUAAAUAAAAGCAAGGAAACUUCCGGAAGCUUGUUAGCAGAUGCUGUUCGCAUGUCUCCAUCAACAAGAAGAAGCGUGCAGAAAGGAACCCGAUCGUCUGCCAGCAGCACUCGCGAGAUUAGUGCAGAAGCCCAAGCCAUCCCGUCACCAAAGCACAUCCCCUGGCUCGAGACGGGUGUUCAGUGGACUCAGCCAUAUUUGAAAUAUCGCGUUGAUGCUAUAACCCACGGUAACGUUAGGAACAAGUUUCUCCAGAGUGCUGCCCAAGCUUGGAAUCGCAAUGAUGCUCGCGCCGCAAAGGCCCUUUCGCUACGAGGACAGGCGGAGAAUGACGCGAUGCGACGAUGCCACCGAGAAGCAGCACGGCUGCUCUACGAAGAAGGCCGGAAGCACAUCGAUGAAAAUGACGACGAGUUCUACAUCGACUUACACGGUCUCGUCCCUACCGAGGCAAUCGCUUAUCUAGACAACAUCCUGAAGGAGAGCGCACAGCUUCGCGAUCAUUACCUCUACGUUAUCACCGGAAGUGGCCACCAUAGCAAAAACGGCAAAGACAAGGUCGGCAAGGCUGUCAAGGGCUGGUUAACUGAACACCACUACGUGUUUCGCGAUUUCAGCGUGCCUGGUGAACGUGGUGGAUUCGUCGCCUUUGUAAUCGGCAUUAACCCAGCAGCAACCACGGCCAGCGGUCGAAACUCACCAUCGCCAGCCACUACUUCAAAGGCACUAAACACUGAACAUCACGUUGGAGAGAUUAACAACGCCGCCGUCACAGCCCCUACUGCCGUUCACGAUGAAGAUGACGAAGAUGGCAGUGUGGCUGCAGCCGAAGCAUCAUCGUCAUCUCCCGAACCUGCUCCACUUCUUAAGAUGGGGAAGAUUCGGCUAUUAAAGCGAGAUGGUCCAGCCACCAAGGUCUAG